GCCCCCCGUGGGCCCCGCCGCGCCCCGCGCCCGGCAGCCGAUGCCCGCGGCCGGGGAGCUGGAGGAGCGGUUCUCGCGCGCACUGAACUGCAUGAACCUGCCUCCGGACAAGGUGCAGCUGCUAAGCCAGUAUGAUGACGAGAAGAAGUGGGAACUUGUCUGUGACCAGGAGCGGUUCCAAGUCAAGAACCCCCCUGAAGCCUACAUCCAGAAGCUGAAGAGCUACGUCGAUGUUGGGGGGGUCAGCCGAAAGGUCGCAGCAGACUGGAUGUCCAACCUGGGGUUUAGGAGGCGUGGCCAGGAGUCCACACAGGUGCUUCGGGAGCUGGAGACCUCCCUGAGGACCAACCACAUUGGAUGGGUGCAAGAGUUCCUCAAUGAGGAGAACCGUGGUCUGGACGUGCUCCUUGAGUACCUGGCCUUUGCCCAGUGCUCCGUCACGUAUGACCUGGAGAGUGCAGACAGUGGGGAGAAGAACUCUGAGAAGGGCAAGCCCCUGGAGCAGUCAGUGGAGGACCUCAGCAAGGGGCUGCCCCCCUCUGUACCCAGGAGCCGCCACCUGACCGUCAAGUGCCCCCCUUCUCCCCGGCUGACCCCGGCGCACAGCAGGAAGGCACUGCGCAGCUCCCGCAUAGUCAGCCAGAAAGAUGAUGUCCAUGUCUGCAUCAUGUGUCUGCGUGCCAUCAUGAACUACCAGUCUGGCUUUAGCCUUGUCAUGAACCACCCUGCCUGUGUCAACGAGAUCACGCUGAGCCUCAACAACAAGAGCCCCAGAACGAAGGCUCUGGUGCUGGAGCUCCUGGCAGCUGUGUGCCUGGUGCGCGGAGGGCACGACAUUAUCCUUGCGGCCUUCGACAACUUCAAGGAGGUGUGUGGGGAACAGCAUCGCUUUGAGAAGCUGAUGGAGUAUUUCCGCAGCGAGGACAGCAACAUUGACUUUAUGGUGGCCUGCAUGCAGUUCAUCAACAUUGUGGUGCACUCUGUGGAGAACAUGAACUUCCGAGUCUUCCUGCAAUACGAGUUCACAAACCUGGGCCUGGACCUGUACCUGGAGAGGCUGCGGCUCACAGAGAGCGACAAGCUGCGGGUGCAGAUCCAGGCCUACCUGGACAACGUCUUCGAUGUGAGCGCCCUUUUGGAGGACACGGAGACCAAGAACGCGGUGCUAGAGCACAUGGAUGAGCUUCAGGAGCAGGCUGCGCUGUUGACCGAGCGACUGCGGGACGCAGAGAAUGAGUCCAUGGCCAAGAUUGCGGAACUAGAGAAACAACUGAGCCAGGCGCGCCGGGAGCUGGAGACACUGCGGGAGCGUGUGGGCGACGCGACCCCCCCUGGCGAUGGUGUACGGAACCUUGCGGACGCGACCCGGGUCCCAGCGCGACCCUCGGCACUGGAGCUGAAGCUGGGGGAGCUGGAGGCGCAGGGGCUGCUGCGGGUGCUGCGCGGGCCCGGGGACGCCGUUGCCAUCGAGAUCCUGCCGGUCGCCGCCACUGCUCAGGAUGGGGACGCAGAGACUCCGGGGGCGCGAGCCGGCUCCCCUAGCCCAGAAUCGUCAAUGGGAGCUGUGCCGCCCCCGCCGGAAGCUCCGCCUCCCCAGGGCGGCCCGGAGUCCCCGCCCACGCCCCCGCCGGCGCCUCCGCUCCCGGGAGACCCCGUGCCCCCUCCCGCGCCUCCGCUGCCCGGAGACCCCGUGCCCCCGCCGGCGCCUCCGUUGCCGGGAGACCCCGUGCCCCCGCCGGCGCCGCCGCCGCCUCUCGGGACAGUGGGGCAAGGUCCCCCUCCUCCACCGCCGCCUCCUGGAGGACCCCCGGACGCCCCUGGCGGGCGGGGCUCAGAGACUAGCUUGGGCUUCAAGACCAAGAAGCCGAUCCAAACCAAAUUCCGGAUGCCACUGCUGAACUGGGUGGCCCUGAAGCCCAGCCAGAUCACGGGUACUGUCUUCACCGAGCUCAACGACGAGAAGGUGUUGCAGGAGCUGGACAUGAGUGACUUCGAGGAGCAGUUCAAGACCAAGUCGCAGGGCCCCAGCCUGGACAUCAGCGCCCUCAGAGGCAGGGCCGCACAGAAGGGUCCAAGCCAGGCCACGCUCAUUGAGGCCAAUCGGGCCAAGAACUUGGCUAUCACCCUGCGCAAGGGCAACCUGGGCGUUGAUCGCAUCUGCCAGGCCAUCGAGACGUAUGAUCUGCAAGCUCUUGGCCUGGACUUCCUGGAGCUGCUGACCCGCUUCCUGCCCACGGAGUACGAACGCAACCUCAUUGCCCGCUUUGAGCGGGAGCAGCGGCCACUGGAGGAGCUGUCGGAGGAAGACCGCUUCAUGCUCCGCUUCAGCCGCAUCCCACGCUUGCCUGAGCGCAUGGCCACACUCACCUUCCUGGGCAGCUUUCCGGACACAGCCCAGCUGCUCAUGCCGCAAUUGAACGCCAUCAUCGCAGCUUCCAUGUCCAUCAGGUCCUCGGACAAACUCCGCCAGAUUCUGGAGAUCGUCCUGGCCUUUGGGAACUACAUGAACAGCAGCAAGCGAGGGGCAGCCUACGGCUUUAGGCUGCAGAGCCUGGAUGCGCUGCUGGAGAUGAAGUCCACGGACCGAAAGCAGACUCUGCUCCACUACUUGGUGAAGGUCAUUGCUGAGAAGUAUCCGCAGCUGUCAGGCUUCCACAGUGAGCUGCACUUCCUGGACAAGGCGGGCUCAGUGUCUCUGGACAGCGUCCUGGCUGAUGUGCGCAGCUUGCAGCAGGGCUUAGAAUUAGCACGGCGAGAAUUCGUGCGGCAGGAUGACUGUGUGGUGCUGAAGGAGUUCCUAAAGGCCAACUCACCCACCAUGGACAAGCUCCUGGCUGACAGCAAGACGGCCCAGGAGGCCUAUGAUGCCGUGGUGGAGUACUUUGGAGAGAACCCCAAGACCACAUCCCCCUCCAUGUUCUUCUCCCUUUUCUGCCGCUUCACCAAAGCCUACAAGGGAGCAGAGCAGGAGGUGGAGCAGUGGAAGAAGGCAGCAGCUGCCCAGGAGGUGGGCGUGGACACCUCCUGUCCGGGAGAGCCCCCUGUGCCCAAGUCUCCACACAGGGCACGGCGCCAGCAGAUGGACCUCAUCUCAGAGCUGAAGCGGAAGCAGCAGAAGGAGCCGCUCAUCUAUGAGAGCGACCGCGACGGCGCCAUCGAGGACAUCCUCACAGAUCUACGGAACCAGCCCUACAUCCGUGCAGACACGGGUCGCCGCAGUGCCCGCCGGCGCCCCAUAGCACCACCCCUGCAAGUCACCACAGACCUGGCCUUGUAGCCUGGUGGCAGGUGUAUGCUGGGGCCUGGGGUUUCAAGGAUGGCUGUGACCCCAGACAUUGCUCCAAGAACCUGGACAGCCAUACUUGGUGAGGGCCUGGCUUGUGACCUGUGAGGCCACUGUGCUGGCCUGGGCCUCAGCCCCAGGACUCUCCCUGAGCCUUAUUUUUGUAUGAGAGCAAUAAAGAUGU
Octodon degus (degu) is the source of this 3467-nucleotide messenger RNA. RefSeq names its product formin like 1 (gene Fmnl1). Gene Ontology annotation, cellular component: cytosol. The record is from RefSeq and is a predicted model, not a curated record. Bases 41 to 3277 code for a protein of 1078 amino acids. The transcript has 27 exons. Gene Ontology annotation, biological process: cell migration; cortical actin cytoskeleton organization; regulation of cell shape. Gene Ontology annotation, molecular function: actin filament binding; small GTPase binding. NCBI's taxonomy places the organism in Eukaryota, Metazoa, Chordata, Mammalia, Rodentia, Octodontidae.